AGAGCUCGAUAAUAAAUAGAUUACUGACUGGAUUCAACAAAAGUAGUACUUAGCAGGAGUUUAUGUUUGUAUGAAAUUCUCUCCUAAUUUUGAUCUGUAAAAGGGCAUUGCAUUAAUUGAAUGAAUUCUCUUAUAUUAAAAAAACAAAGGCGUCUUUUCUCUCGACACAUCUCUCUGUCAAAAACUCAAAGGAAGAAAAGUAAACCAUCUCUUGUGACUGACGGACUGGCUUCAUCGAUUUCCUUCCCCCCACCCCAUUUCAUCAAUCAACUUCCGUUGAGGGAAUAACAGCAUGGGUUUGAUGGAAUUGAUGAAUUCUCCUAUUGACUGGGAAAAGGAAUCUUACCCAGUCUAUCAGGAUUUUGUUGCUCUUCCUUUCUUUGCUGUCUUCUUCCCUUCAGUCAGAUUUUUUCUCGAUAGAUUCGUCUUUGAGAAAUUAGGAAGGCGGCUUAUUCUUGGUGCUGGAUUUCAGAAAACUGAUAUUGAAAAUGAUGAUAGGAGAAGAAAGGUUAACAAAUUUAAGGAGUCAGCAUGGAAAUUGAUUUAUUAUCUUUCAGCUGAGUUACUUGCGUUAAUUGUUACCCAUGAUGAGCCAUGGUUUACAAACACCCGCAAUUUUUGGGUAGGACCUGAGAAUCAAACCUGGCCUGAUCUGCAAGUAAAAACGAAGCUAAAAGGUCUGUACAUGUAUACUGGAGGCUUUUAUACAUACUCGAUAUUUGCUUUGAUGUUUUGGGAAACAAGGCGUUCAGACUUCGGCGUAUCCAUGGGUCACCAUGUUGCGACAGUCAUUCUUAUUGUGUUAUCUUACAUACUCAGGUUUGCUCGUGUUGGUUCGGUUGUUUUGGCUCUUCAUGAUGGGAGUGAUGUGUUUUUGGAAAUUGGGAAGAUGUCCAAGUAUGGUGGCUUUGAAAAGAUGGCUUCCGCUGCAUUUGCUUGUUUUGCGUUGUCAUGGUUCAUACUUCGCCUUUUUUAUUAUCCAUUCUGGGUCCUUUGGAGUACAAGUUAUGAAGUCCUCCAAACAUUUGAUCAUAGUAAGCACCGAGUGGAUGGACCCAUCUACUAUUAUUUAUUCAAUACACUUCUCUUCUGCUUGCUCGUUCUUCACAUCUACUGGGGUGUGUUGAUAUACCGGAUGGUUGAUAAACAAAUCAAGGCAAGAGGUCUGGUGAGCGAUGAUCUUCGAUCAGAUUCAGAAGGUGAAGAUGAGCAUGAAGAUUAAUCCCAUAUCAACAUUGACAAGCUCCACAUGCACGCAUCUGAAGGCUGAAAAUUUCUUGCAUAUAAAAACACAGCGAUAAUUUCCACAAAGAACUUACUCAUGACUGAAGGGGUUGGUAAUUUCAGGUUUGAUACCAAGUGGAACAGAUAGCAACAAGCAGAGUCAUUUUAUUUGUAGUAUAUUCUUUGCUGAAAAUUUCUUGCAUAUAAAAACACAGCGAUAAUUUCCACAAAGAACUUACUCAUGACUGAAGGGGUUGGUAAUUUCAGGUUUGAUACCAAGUGGAACAGAUAGCAACAAGCAGAGUCAUUUUAUUUGUAGUAUAUUCUUUGUGUUUGGCCAUUACAACAAUCUUAGUUUCUUAGCUGUUCAUUCACAAUUAAUAAUGUAGAUAUAGGAAAUUUGAACAUAUGAUGUUUAUCUAUUAGGUCAGUCGAACAUUGUCUUAUUGUGCAGGGCAUGAAUUUUAAUGUCAUGAUUUUUCCCCUUCUAUUUGGUCUUCUCUUUUCUCCA
Molecule: messenger RNA, 1735 nt
Organism: Papaver somniferum (opium poppy)
Lineage: Eukaryota; Viridiplantae; Streptophyta; Magnoliopsida; Ranunculales; Papaveraceae
Product: ASC1-like protein
Exons: 6
Coding region: 293-1222 (309 amino acids)
Biological process (GO): ceramide biosynthetic process
Cellular component (GO): membrane; endoplasmic reticulum
Molecular function (GO): sphingosine N-acyltransferase activity
Source: RefSeq, a predicted model, not a curated record